This is a messenger RNA of Mesocricetus auratus (golden hamster), 7482 nucleotides long. It is a transcript of the gene Adprm, whose product is annotated as ADP-ribose/CDP-alcohol diphosphatase, manganese dependent. The transcript is spliced from 4 exons. Lineage: Eukaryota; Metazoa; Chordata; Mammalia; Rodentia; Cricetidae. The record is from RefSeq and is a predicted model, not a curated record. Gene Ontology annotation, molecular function: CDP-glycerol diphosphatase activity; ADP-ribose diphosphatase activity; 2',3'-cyclic-nucleotide 2'-phosphodiesterase activity. Bases 321 to 1343 code for a protein of 340 amino acids.
GGGCUGUAGGACCCUGUCCUGGGCCUGGCGGCGGCUGGAACAAACAAACAUGAACGAACAUCGCAAGGCCGGACGAUGGGGACUAGGAGGUCCCGGGUCUCCUAGCGGGCUUCGCUCCUUCGAGCUGCAGGAAACUGAGAACCCCCUCCUCCCCAGCAAUCUAAAAAUCGGCCCGGUAGAGCUGCGGAGGUCUCGGACCCCAAAGUAGAAAGUCGUCCCGUGACGUUUGAAAUACGAUAAGACUUUGAGUGUCCAGGGUGAUAAGGAUUUAAGACCCUCACGCUUCCAACAACGCUUUUUUAGAAGCCUGUUUGGAGGUUAUGGCUGAAAAGUUGGACCCCGAUGCCCUGGCUGAUGGUUCAGAGCCACUUUUUUCCUUUGGAAUUAUAGCAGAUAUUCAAUAUGCUGAUUUAGAAGAUGGAUUCAAUUAUCAAAGAAGCAGGCGGAGGUACUACCGACACAGUCUUGUUCACUUACAGGGUGCCAUUGAAGACUGGAAUAAAGAGAACAGCCUGCCCUGCUGUGUCCUACAGCUCGGAGACAUCAUCGAUGGCUACAAUGCACAGUAUAAAGUAUCAGAAAAGUCUCUAGAACUUGUCAUGAACACAUUCCAAAUGCUUAAAGUUCCCGUUCACCACACAUGGGGAAACCAUGAGUUUUAUAACUUCAGUAGAGACUUCUUAGUGAACUCUAAACUUAACAGCAAGUUUCUAGAAGACCGAAUUGUACAACAUCCUGAGACCAUACCAUCAGAGAACUAUUAUGCUUAUCACUUUGUACCCUUUCCUAAAUUCCGGUUUGUUUUACUUGAUGCUUAUGACCUGAGUGUCUUGGGCAUAGAUCAAUCUUCUCCAAAAUAUGAGCAGUGUAUGAAGAUGCUGAGGGAGCACAACCCAAAUGUGGAGUUAAAUAGUCCCCAAGGACUUUCUGAGCCCCAGUAUGUCCAGUUUAAUGGAGGAUUCAGCCAAGAACAGCUGAACUGGUUGAAUGAAGUUCUUACAUUCUCUGACCAGAACCAGGAAAAGGUGGUGAUUGUAAGCCAUCUUCCCAUUUACCCAGAGGCCUCUGACAGUGUGUGCCUGGCUUGGAACUACAUGGAUGCGCUGUCAAUCAUAUGGUCUCACAAGUGUGUGGUGUGUUUCCUUGCUGGUCACACACAUGACGGCGGCUACUCUGAGGAUCCUUAUGGUGUGCACCAUGUCAACCUUGAAGGAGUUAUUGAAACAGCUCCUGAUAGCCAGGCCUUCGGCACAGUUCAUGUCUACCCUGACAAAAUGCUACUGAAAGGGAGAGGCAGAGUUCCAGACAGAAUUAUGAAGUACAGUAGGGAAGAAGCUUUGUGAUUUUAGUCCCAUUUCUUGUCUGUCUUUGUAGAAUGAGAAUGGCAUUAUUUUGUGUUUUACUCCAUUGCAUACAAAGUUAAAUUCUCACUGGGUAUGGUGGCACACACCUUUAAUCCCAGCAUUUAAGAAGCAGAGGCAGGCAAAUCUCUCAGUUCGAGGCCAGCCUGGUGUACAGAGUGAGUUCCAGGAUAGUUCUCAGUCUCAUUGUUGAGUAUUCUGUGUAUAAAGUACAUUUGUGGCUUCAGUAUGUGUGAGUGACUGUAGUAUAAUAUAGUAUUGUUGGAUAAUAUAUUUAAGUGCUGACGGCUAGAAGUAAAACAAACCAGGAAGGGAACUUGUGGGUGUGUAGUCUGAUAAGGGACUGUGUUUAGCCUAAUUUGAAUUUCCUAUUUUUUGUACAAGGAGAAUGUGUUCUUGUUUUAACUUUAGAACUUAGUUAAUUCUAGAACUUGUAUUAACUCUAGAACCCAGGGAAGUCUGCUGUGCUUCCCUGCUGUGUGAGUGGGCUUUGAACCAUUGUGAUUCAGAACACCAGGACCAUGUGCUGAGUGCUGGCUAGCCUGCUCUGUUUGAAAUACCCAGUACUGGGGACCACAGUGUAGAAAUCAUUCUUGACUUCUUCUCUAGACAAAUGGAGCCCACUCCACUAUUGCUUGUGUCAAGGCUUAGCUGCAGAAAGUUUUGACAGCUAACAGACCAUUGCAGAGUAGAGUUUGAUUCAGGGCUGAAAAACAGAAAUACUAGUUAACAUAAGUGCCUGUGAAGCGUCUACCAGAAACAGGUACAUGAUUUUCUCUGACUGCCCCAGUGAAUGCUUGCAAAUGUGGCGGCCACCUCUCCGGGUCAGUCUAAAGAUCAGGACUCUGACAUCAUUUCACCAGCCCUUUGAAAACAAAGGGCUGCUUUGGCCACAUUCCAGUGGGAAGCUCUGGGCAGAUACUCUCUUCCUUGCCACUUUAGCUGCUCAAGAUGCUCUGAGUAGUCUAAGCAUCUGCCCGUGUCAAGGUUCGUGAUCCCAUGUGGGAAGUUCAUUUCACGGUGUAAGGCAACAGGGAUCAUGACUCUACCCAGCAGCCACAGUAUGACUGUCUCGUGUUCUGUGUACACUGAUGUCACCAGGAUGGAAAAAGACAAACACAAAUACAAAUGUGAGGAAUUGCCCACCCCAUAUAAAAGGACAAAGAAUUGGAAGAGAAACUUGAAUUUCAUUUAAAGAGAUUAGGGAUGACGGGGAGAGAAGGAAGGAAAAUGGUUUAGAUUGGGGAAGGUCAGUGAGGGGUGGGGUUAAAGCAUAGGAGGAACUCUUGGUUUCUGAGCUGUGAAUGCGUGUCUAGAGAGCAAACUGAUGGGCAGGCAUAGGAAAAAGGAGAAGAUUGUGGGGUCCUAGGGAGACGUCCUGAGAAGUGGAAUGUUAAACCUGCUAUGAUUCUUAAAUCAAUAGAAAAGGUCGGAGUGUAGUCUUCACCCCUCCAAAGCCGAGCAUGUGCCAGUAACUGCCAUCUCAGUAUCAUGGCUGCCCUUUUGCUUCUGGUGAAGGCCAAGAAGUUCAUCCUGUACCAUUCAGACUGAUUGGCCAAAACUAAGUAUAACUAGCAAAAUCCAGAAAUAGCAAGGUGCAGAGAAGAUUCCAGGCCAAAGCCUGAUGCCCAGUAUUGGUUUAGGGGAGGACAAAGCAACCACUGCCCAGUGGCUUUUGGAAUUCCUGAUAAACAGCAAGUCUCACUGUGCUGAGAUCAUUCAGUCCUUCCUCCAAGAACCACAAGACCCUUGUAGAGAGAGCAGAGAAUCUGGCCAGCAAAGUAUCCAAGCCCAAAAGCAGGCUGCACAGCAAAGAAAAUGAAAUGACAAUUCACACGCACGUCUUAUUUAUGCUGAGAUAAAACAGUAGACAGUGAAAGAAGAGGAAGUUUAGCCUGGCAUGUUGGCUAGCUUGACCUACAUAGACCCCUGCCUAGAAAAACAGUAAAUAAAAACAUUCCAUUGGUUAGGACCAAAGCCAAGUACAGACCAAAAGUUAGUGUCUUCCAUGCUUCUCUGAGGGUGCAAAAGGUACUAUGAAUAUUUACAGCCAUAUUGGUUUGACAUGGGGAAUUAAAAUACUCAAUAUAUAUUUUAAUUUUGAACAUAUGAAUCAUUUACACAAAGGUCAAGCACGAUUUGGAGGGUUGAUAGAGCCUAUAUUGAAUUUCCAAAUGGACUGGGUUCAUUCUAACUAAUUCUAAAGAAAUUACACAAGCUGUAAUGAGCAUGUGGGCUGAAGGAACACUGGGAAAUUCAAACCCUUGACAUGUAUUUUAUUGACUCAAACUGCACUGUAAUUGCUUUAAUAUCAAUUUACUUUUUCCUUGAUAAUCUGACUUCAGUGGCCAGUUUUCAAAAAUAAAUAUCCUUUAGUAUUUACAGAGUACCAUUGCAUUAUAGGGUAUAAAAUAUUAUCAGAAUCAUUCCUUUUUCAUGAUAGGUACUAAUUCUAUUUAAAAGAAGCUGUGGUAAUAUCUUUCUCAAGAAGCACUUCUUAAAUCUCCUGAAAUGACAUCUUUUCUAUUGCUGAGACAAAACACCAUGACCAAGGCAACUCAUCUAAGAAAGCAUUUAAUUUGGGACAUAGGGUUCUGGAGCAGUGAUUCUCAGUCUUCCUAAUGCUGUAACCCUUUAAUACAUUUUCUCAUGUUGUGGUGACCCCCAAGCAUAAAAUUAUUUUCAUUGCUAUUUCAUUAACUGUAUUUUUGCUACUGUUGUGAAUUGCAAUAUAAAUAUCUAAUAUGAAGAUGGUUUUAAGUGACCCACGGAUUGAGAACUGACCCAGAUGGUUAGGGUCCAUGAUGGCAGCACAAAGGCACAGUGGCAUGAACAGCAGAGAGCUUAUAUCUUGUUCCAAAGGGAGGAAGAGACACUGGGAAUGCCCUCAAUUCUCAACCUCAGUGACUACUCCCCCAGGAAGGCCACACAUUCUAGCCUACCCAAGCAGGCUGUCACCUAGGAUCAAGUAUUCGGGCAUAUAGAGGCCAUUCUCAUCCAAACCACUCAUGUGGUUACAGAGUUUAAUUCCAGCUUAGAUAAACUUCCCAUCCAGACAUCUAACACACCAUGUGAGCUAAUUAAAUAAUCUAACACACUGAAGCAGUCAUGCAUUAAUAAGUACAUACAUUUUAUUUAGCCUAAUUUAUCUCGAAAUACUUUUCAGCAUACAGUCAGUAUAAAAUGCAUCCUGUGCUUAGGUCUAAACUCUGUUGUGUUUUGCACUGAACAUAUCCUUCACCUGACUUAACGCUUGCAGAUACUUCAUCUGUAGAUAACACGCAUGAGUGCUCAUGGGCACACACAUAAAACAUGUCAUUCCAAACACACUUAACCUUUUUUCUGGCAAUUGAGUAUCUGCUUCUAAAAAUGCAAAAGUUAAGAAUUUACUUCUUUGGACACCCUACCCACAAGUUAAGUGCUCAAUAACAACACGUGGCUGUUCUGUUGGGUUGUGUCACCCUACAGUGCUCUCAGCAUGGUCACAGUGAUAUUCAUUAAAAGAACAUAAUGGAUUUCUACAUUUCCACUGAGAAUAAGAAAUUAUGAUCAAUAUUUCCUAUUCUUUUUUUCUGUACUCCAAAUUCAUCUUUUCUAUAUUUAAUUUCUACUGUUAUUCUACUUUCAUUGCAAAACAAGCCUACCAUUUGGCUCACCUGUUCCAGAGUUUUCCUGUGUCACUGAGCCAGGUAACUAUACUGUGGUUAGUUUGGAAUUGCAGUCUUUUCUUGAAUUUACCUCUGUGUCUGCAUAUUACCCAACCUUUGUCCCCCCCUCCCCAACAGUCCUUUGGAUUCCACACACACUUUAUCUUCUCAGCCCUCACAUCACUUUGGUUGUGGUAACUAAGGGGUUCUGACAUCCUGGUUUUGCCCCCUCAUAUAGGGUGAAAGCUGAAUUCAAACUCUGAAUUCAAAUUUCUGCUCACUGCCUGUUCUACUGUUGUCAAAGAAGAGGCCUCUGGAGAAUCAGGCCUCACUAUAUUUUUUUUUAGUUUUUAUUUAUUCUUAUUUUAUAUACAUUGGUGUUUUGCCUAUAUGUAUGUUUGUGUGAGAGUAUCAGAUCUUAGAGUUAUAGAUCGUUGUUAGCUGCCAUGUGGGUGCUGGGAAUUGAGCCGGAGUCCUCUGAAAGAGCAGUCACCUCUCUUAACCACUGAGCCAUCUCUCCAGCCCCCAGGCCUUACUUCUUAUCUGUCCUGUUCAGUCUUCCAUCCUGUUGUAGGCAGCCUUGUUAAAUUCUGAAGACCUUGAAUCAUCUCUAGGAUUCACUCAGAUUUCUUGAAACCAGGGAAUUUCUCUGUUUCCCAGUUUAUUUGUGCUCUAAUGUGUAUGAAAUAUUGAAAAUACUAAUUUAAACAUUGACUUCACCUAAAUGACUGUCUUGCAGUGAGUUGGCCAGGAGGAACGCAUCUCCUUAUUCAUGUAUACAUAAGCCCAUGAAAUGAGUGGGCAAAGAGCGAUCACAACAGCAAUAGCCAAGUGCAUUCUUCCACCAACUGGAUUCCUGUAACAAUAAAAAUUAUUAUAAAGUCCAAGAAAACGAAUCACUUUGGAAAUAGACUUGAAGUUUGAAUUGGUAAAACAUUACAUCUUAGAAGUUUCCCUUUAUGAAACUAAUAUUCGCACAAAAUCUUUAUAUACUUAAUUUGAUAUAUGUUGCCAAUAAUUUGAUAUAUUUUACCACUCUGUUUUGAGGAAUACUGAUUAAUUGAUUAUACUAAAAUUGAUCUUUUUGUUCCCUUGUAAGAAAUCUUUCCCUCUGUGAGACUGUUUGUUUGAGACAGGGUCUUGCUGAGUAGCCCUUGCUGGUCUUAUGCUUGUUAUGUAGCUCAGGCUGGCCUUGAACUUGUAGCAAUCCUCCUGCCUCACCCCCUGAGUGUUGUUAUAAGAAGAUGUAGCACCCUGCUCAGCCUUCCCCAAGGUCUUGAAGGCACUAUUGCUUUCUCUGGAAAUUUUGUUGUUUGAAGUUCUUUUUUUCAUGGCAAUAAAAUCUUUAAAGAUUUUGCCAUCUGUCUUAUGAGUAAAAUUACUAUAAUUUUGUUUUAAAAAUGUUUUUGGUAAAUUUUAUUAUAGAGGUUGUUCUGCCCUCACCACGAGAGCUGGAAAGCAGUCCUUCCUCGCUGUUCCAGAGGCUUUUACUGAUGGUCAGCACUGUUCUUCCUUAGAUUUCAUCAGCUGUGGCAUCUAGGUCUACAAUUGUGUUUUAGGGAAAUUUAAAAAGUUUUGAAGUCCUUCUUAACAAAAAGACUGAAAAGUGAUGAACUAAACUUCCAAGAAGUUAGGAAGAUCCAGCUGAAUGAGGAGGGGUUCUUGGUCCCCUAACCUCAGGACAAACUGGGGAGUUGACUAUUGCUGGAGGAGAGAGAGUCAGCUUUCUUUAAGGGUGUGUCCAUGGUAGGCUGACCACGUUCCAGUGGAUGGCCACAGAUCUGGUGAUUCAGGUCGGUAAUCUCAACUACUCAGGAGCCUGAGACGGAGAAUUGAAAGUACAAGACCAGCCUGGUAGAGAGUGAGCUCAAGGCCAGACUGGGCAACUGAGACCUUGCCUCAAAAUAAAAAGUAAAGAAAUCUGGGGAUAUACCUCACCAGUUGAACAAAUGCCUUAGCAUGUACAAACCCUAUAUUCAGUCUCCAGCACCUGAACAAUAAAUGAAUAAAUUUUAUAAAUGAAGUUCAGAAUAGGAAUUCCCUAAAAUGCCUUCCAGCAUUGAUGAUACAAAGUCAACUGAAUGUUUUGAUGGACUUGUUGACUUAAUCUAGGAUUUUAAGUACAGUGUACAAAGUUGUUUGCAAUGCUAUCUGAGGACUUGAUUAGUUAGCUGUGCCGUGUGUUCUUGUUUACCCCUAAUGUUUCUUUUAUCUAUGCCUCUUCAGGAUCCUGCUCUUAAAUGUAUAUUUUUAUUUUAUGUCUUUCCAGGGAUUAUUAAUAUAAUUUUAGAGAAUCCAUAUUUGACUUGUGGGUUCUCUUAUUUUUGCAUAUCAAUUUUCAUUUAAUUGAUUUUUGCUUUAAUGUUUAUUUCCUUGUUUUUUGGGGGGGUUAGUUUGAUGUCCUCCUAAACUUGAAGCCUAGCUCAUUCAUCCCAGCCUCUUUACCCCUCAUAUCAAAUAUAUACUUGAGUCCA